This is a messenger RNA of Camellia sinensis, 3602 nucleotides long. RefSeq names its product Leucine-rich receptor-like protein kinase family protein. Gene Ontology annotation, molecular function: protein kinase activity; ATP binding; receptor serine/threonine kinase binding. Gene Ontology annotation, biological process: protein phosphorylation. The record is from RefSeq and is a predicted model, not a curated record. NCBI's taxonomy places the organism in Eukaryota, Viridiplantae, Streptophyta, Magnoliopsida, Ericales, Theaceae.
CUCAUCAAUUCUUCCUCAUUCUCUCUCUCAUCAAAACCCUUCCAAUCCAACCCAUACAACACAACCCAACAAACAUUCUAGUCAGAUUUCCAUCUUCACUCACCUCUUUCUACUUCUUACACUUGCCAAUUUAGAACCACAUGAAUUUAACAUUAUUAUUUCAUCAACUUCAACCCCAUGAAAACAACACUACACAAAAUUUCUUGCCAGCCCAUCUCCAUCUUUAAAUUUUUUCCUGUUUUAUCCAAGCUAAGCUAACCAACUCCAAGAUUCUUCUCUAAAGAAAAAAAAAAAAAAAAAAAAAAUCAAAUAGAGAAAGAUCAAUGACAGUGAUGAUGAUGAUGAUGAUAGCCUUUCUCCAUCUGUUGUUAUUUUCAUUGAUUUCAGUGUGUUCUGGCAACUCUCCACAACUAAAUGAUGAUGUUCUAGGCCUCAUUGUCUUCAAAUCAGACCUCCAUGACCCUUUCUCCUACCUCGAGUCUUGGAACGAAGACGAUAACUCCCCGUGUUCUUGGAACUUCAUACAAUGCAAUCAAGCCACUGGCCGAGUCUCACAUGUAUCCCUCGAUGGCUUAGGCUUGUCGGGUAAAAUUGCAGGAAAAGGGCUUCAAAAGCUGCAAUCCUUAAAGGUACUUUCGCUCUCUGGUAACAAUUUUACUGGUACUAUCAGCCCAGAGUUAGCUCUCAUUCCCACUCUCCAAACUCUCAACCUUAGUCACAAUAGCCUUUCUGGCCGCAUUCCAACUUCCUUCACUAGCAUUACUUCUCUCAGAUUUCUGGAUGUUUCUGAUAAUUUCUUAUCCGGUCCCAUCCCCGAUGACUUCUUCCAACCCAAUUCUGUCUCCGGCCUUAGAUUUCUUUCAUUAUCCAAAAAUUCUUUCGAAGGACCGGUUCCUAGUACCCUCUCGCGAUGCACUUCGCUCAAUUAUCUCAACCUCUCCGAUAACCAUUUCUCUGGUAACUUGAUUUUUUUUGGCGGGAUUUGGUUGUUGACAAGGCUUCGGACGUUAGAUCUUUCCCACAAUUCAUUCUCCGGGCCUGUACCACGAGGGGUCUCCGCCAUACAUAACUUGAAAGUCCUAGAUUUACAAGAAAACCGCUUCUCUGGAUCGAUUCCUUAUGAUAUUGGGUUAUGCCCUCAUUUAAACCGGUUAGAUUUCAGUGACAAUCUUUUCACUGGAAGCCUUCCACCGACGCUUAACAGGCUAAAUUCUCUCACAUUUCUCAGUUUAUCGAACAACGUGUUCGCUGGAGACUUGCCUCAGUGGAUUGGUAACAUGAGUAGUCUCCGACAUUUGGACUUAUCAAGCAAUGGAUUCACUGGAGUCUUACCAUCAUCAAUGGGAGACAUGAAAUCCUUAGUUCAUCUAAGUUUGGGUGACAACAAAGUAACAGGAAACAUUCCUGAGAGCUUGUUUGAUCUCGGGUUAGGCCAGAUAGAUCUUUCAAAGAACGAAUUCAUUGGAGCAAUCCCUUCGGGUUCAAGCAAACUGUUUGAAACUCUUCAAUUUUUGGAUCUGUCAAGAAACAAACUUACAGGGAAUAUUCCAGAGGAAAUAGGUCUUUUCUCCAAGUUGAUGCAUUUGAAUUUAUCUUGGAACAAUCUGCAAUCAAGAAUUCCUCCAGAAUUGGGAUUCUUUCAGAAUUUGAGUGUGUUGGAUCUAAGAAACACUGCAUUGUAUGGGUCAAUUCCUGGUGACAUAUGUGAUUCUGGUAGCUUGGGAAUCCUUCAGUUGGAUGGAAAUUCCUUGACUGGCCCUAUUCCUCAAGAUAUUGGGAACUGUUCAUCUCUCUAUUUAUUGAGCUUGUCCCACAAUAACUUGAAUGGUUCCAUUCCCAAGUCCAUUUCAAUGUUGGAGAAGCUCAAGAUUCUAAAGUUAGAGUUCAACAAACUAAGUGGAGAGAUACCACAAGAGCUUGGUAAGUUGGAAAAUCUACUUGCAGUUAACAUAUCCUAUAACAGGCUCACAGGCAGGCUUCCUGGUGGUAGUAUAUUUCAAAACUUGGACCAAAGUGCUUUGGAGGGAAAUUUGGGCAUUUGCUCACCCUUGUUGAAGGGACCAUGUAAAAUGAAUGUCCCAAAGCCUUUAGUUCUCAACCCAUAUGCCUAUGGCAACCAAAUGGAUGGUCAUAACAAGCACUCCUCAAGAAUCUCGAGAAAUUUUGGGCACCAUAAGUUCCUCAGUGUCUCUGCCAUUGUUGCCAUCUCAGCAGCUAUAGUGAUCGCAGUUGGAGUGAUCGUUAUAAGCCUCGUAAAUGUUUCUGUUCGAAGGAGGCUUAGAUUCAUUGACAAUGCAUUAGAAAGCAUGUGCUCAAGCUCCUCGCGGUCAGGAAGCUUGACCAUGGGGAAACUCAUAUUGUUCGAUUGCAAUGCAGCUUCCUCUUCCCCGGAUUGGACUACUUUGACUAGCCCUCCUGAAUCCUUACUCAACAAAGCAAAUGAGAUUGGUGUUGGAAUUUUCGGAGCGGUUUAUAAAGCUUCAUUGGGAAUGGGAGGGAAAGAAAGAGUAGUGGAUGUUGCAAUCAAGAAACUUGUCACAUCAAACAUAAUCCAAUACCCGCAAGAUUUUGACCGCGAAGUUCGAAUCCUAGGGAAAGCAAGGCACCCAAAUUUGAUAGCAUUAAAAGGGUACUAUUGGACUCCUCAAUUGCAGCUUUUGGUAUCGGAAUACGCGCCCAAUGGUAACUUACAAUCAAGAUUACAUCAAAGGCCUCCUAUAAAUUCUUCUUCUACCCAUCACGGUCAGCGUCAACUACAACCUCCUCUUUCAUGGGCUACCCGAUUCAAGAUUGUGCUUGGAACUGCAAAAGGGCUAGCUCACUUGCACCAUUCGUGUCGCCCGCCCAUCAUUCACUACAACAUUAAACCGAGCAACAUUCUUCUCGAUGAGAAUUUCAAUCCAAAAAUAUCAGAUUUUGGACUUGCUAGGCUCUUGAAAAAGCUCGACAAACACGUUAUGAGUAGCAGAUUCCAGAGAGCGCUAGGUUAUGUGGCCCCAGAGUUAGCGUGCCAAAGCCUAAGGGUGAAUGAAAAGUGUGACAUCUAUGGAUUUGGGGUAUUGAUUCUUGAGCUUGUGACGGGUAGAAGACCGGUCGAGUAUGGGGAGGACAAUGUGGUAAUUUUGAGUGAACAUGUGAGGGUAUUAUUGGAACAAGGGAACCUUUUAGAAUGUGUUGAUCCAAGCAUGGAGGAGUACCCAGAGGAUGAGGUUUUGCCUGUUCUCAAAUUGGCUUUGGUAUGCACUUCACAGAUACCUUCAAGUAGGCCUUCAAUGGCCGAGGUGGUGCAAAUAUUGCAAGUUAUCAAGACCCCAAUUCCACAAAGGAUGGAAAUAUUUUAGCUAGAUGAUCCAAUGAUCAAUGCGUAGUAAAUGAAUUCGAAGCAAUCAAGCUUAAUGCUACGUACCAGAAUUUGUAAUUGGCAUGAUUCGAUUGUGUCAUAUUUCUUCACUUCAUUUUUUUUUUCUUUUUUUUCUUUUUUUAACUUCGUAUUAUUACUGAUGUUCUGUUCUGUUGGCAUAAUUGUAGAACUCUUUUUUUUUUUGAGUUUCAAAAUGUAAUUCUCAUUAUCAAUAUUAGUUGUGAUUUUCCAAUCUCUUUAA